Aspergillus terreus NIH2624 is the source of this 870-nucleotide messenger RNA. Its product is annotated as DUF1115 domain protein. Bases 1 to 870 code for a protein of 289 amino acids. The transcript has a single exon. NCBI's taxonomy places the organism in Eukaryota, Fungi, Ascomycota, Eurotiomycetes, Eurotiales, Aspergillaceae. The record is from RefSeq and is a predicted model, not a curated record.
AUGGCAUCAAAAGAAUCUCUCCUACCGGUCGACAUGAUGGAGCUUCAACUGGCCACCAUAGACCUCCUCGUCUCCAUGUUCCCCUCUCCAGGAGAGCUCGACAUCCCCCCAUCGACGACCGAGUGCAUGGAAAGACUCCGGGACUGGUGCCAGGAUCCCACUGUCACACCCGUGGGGAUUCCCUCCAGCAUCCUCCUCGCUGUGCAUCUACCCAUUGCAGAUGGAGAGAAAACGAUCCAGGUCAACGUUUCUGUUCCGUUGCACAGUGACAACCCAGAGAUGGACCAGCCGCCUCCGUUCAGCUAUUCGCUGCGACAGCCUGAAUGGCUGUCGAGGGCUGAGGUGGCCCAGCUGACCGCCGCAAUUCCUUCCGAUGAUGUAUUCGAGGCAUUCAAAUAUAUCCAAACGGAGGCUGUUGAAUUCCUCAAGGCUCAGCCUGCCCAGACUUCCAGCGCCAGCACCAAUCCCCGCGGCCCAAUAGUCCGAGUCUGGUUUUAUUUCCCAUCGCUAUCGACCCGUGAAAAGCGCAAUGACUUGGUCAACUAUGCGCCGGGGUAUGGGCUUACGGGCUUUGUGUUGGCCGGGAAGCCGGGUCUCCUUUGUCUGGAGGGGAGCUCAACAGACAUCGAUGAAUACAUGCGAUUCAUCAAAACGCACUCAUGGGGCGAUAUCCCCAGCCACCAGAAAAAAGUCAGCGAGCGAUACCGGGAGACCGAAGCUGUGCAGAGGGCGUUCCCGGACAUGUCGGAGAUUACCGAUUCUCUCGGGGAUCGGAGUGGGCAGCGGGCUAACCGGGGCGAUAUGCAAGCUUUGGAGGGCUGGCUACGCAGCCGAGGGUUGCAAGAAGCGUUUGAGAAGGUGAUUUUUUAG